CACGAGUGGCCUACAUUAGUGGCAAAUGCCAUACACCUGACAGCUACUUUUGUUGAUUUUUGGUGUUUGCUAAUCAAAAUGCGGGACGAUUUUCAAUUUAAUAUCGAGUUCUGUGAACUAGUGGAACAUUAUGCAGUUCUAUAUGAUUACAGACGAUCGGAUUACUGCAACAGAAGUGCACAAGACCAGGCAUGGGAACAAAUAUCAAAAAAAAAUCAGUGCAAAUGUAUCCGAGUGUAAAGACCGCUGGAAGAAUAUACGAGGAAGCUAUUCAAAAUAUAGGGCAAAACUACAAACCAAAUCAGGACAAGGAGCUCAACGAGUCAAAGAAUGUUAUCUGGCCCCACAUCUCCUCUUCUUGGAUCCUUUCUUGAAGUCUCGCAAAAGCAAAGGCAACAUAGCUGAAGAGUCUGCAUUAUCAGCUGAUGGGGAAACAGAUGCUAAUGAAUAUGAAGAAAACGGCAACACUGAGGUUCAAUCACCCGAUUACAUUCUAUCCACGCAUGCACCUAUACCAUCUCCCAGUACUUCUGUCGAUGAUCACCUGUUAACAAUGAAAGCACCUAAAACACCAUCACGGAAAGGAGAUGAUUUAAAAAAAAAAAGAAGUUAGCAACCUCUAUAAAUGAUGUCAACCAGCAAGCUUUUCAGUAUUUUGAGAAAAAACAAAAAGUACUGGAGAUCCAGAACGUCACGAAAACAAAUACCACAGUUGAUCCUCCUGAUCCUAACCUGGCAUUUUUACACAGUGUUCUGCCCGACAUGAAGUCUAUGAACUCUAACCAGAAACGGCGUUUCAAAAUGGGCAUUUUAAAUUUGGCCGAGC
Messenger RNA from Acanthoscelides obtectus, 826 nucleotides. NCBI's taxonomy places the organism in Eukaryota, Metazoa, Arthropoda, Insecta, Coleoptera, Chrysomelidae. The record is from the annotation of a GenBank genome assembly.